CAUGUAUGUGUUUUUCUUUCAAAAUGUAUGAACCAUGUUCGAGGUUAAUCUAUGCGAAAAACACUUUAAAACCGUCAGAUGAUGAUAAUUUUUGAGAUAAGGGCAGAUAAGAAAAUAAUCAUAAAAUGGACAAUAAACCGUCAUUAAGCCAGUAUUUUGGCGAGACGGAAGUGCCGCCCGCCUCCCAGUUCUUCGACGAAAUCGGGACAUCGCCCUCUGAUAUGAUACAGAGCGUUUACCUGGGCGAAAGUGAAGUGAGUCAACCGGCAGCAUCUAAUCUGUUUCCCACAAAUAUGACCGCGUCUUUCUCUCAGUUGAAAGUGAGCGAUGAAAUGAAGUUCGGAAGCGUAGUGCCGACUGUGAGCGGUACUACAGCCCUGCCCGCGACUAGUCUGCCGGACCCUUCGACGUUCUUCGACACGAUUGGUCCGGAGCCGCAAAUGGCGAUGAGUGGGAUUGCUACUCCCAAUAUAUUGAGUGAGGCUAUGGACGGUCUUGCUGUCAAGGACCAACCUGUGGACAAGGAGGCUGACAGGCGCCGAGAUGCCUGGAUACCUAACGAGGAAACUAAAAAAGUCUUACUUAAGGCUCAGUCGGUGCCGAAAGGAGCCUUCUUCCCAGAGAGGGAAGCCCUCACGCUGCCCGGAGUCAUAUUUGAGGAAGAAUUGCCUGAUUCCCUCCACGCAGUAGCGGUGAAGUAUCUCGGCGUGAGCGCGGCGGGGCGCGGCGGCAUGACCCGCGCCGACUCCUGCCGCGGCGCGGGCGAGGCGGGGCUCCGCGAGCUGCUGCGGACCGGCUGUCUCCGGGCAGCCAUCAACCUGUCCGCUACCUUACUGGCGCAGCAUAAACAAGGCGCGGGUCGCUGUGGCCGCCUCCCCGGCGCGCGGCACUCGGCGCGGGCGCUGCAGCUGUGGCUGGCGCGCUUCUGCGCCAUGCUGCGCGUGCGCCUCGCCGCGCAGGCCGCGCAGGAGGCCGAGGCCUUCGGGGACUGCGGCCAACCUGACAUGUAUUACGAAUUCUACCCGGACCAGUACGAGAACCGCACGGGCUCGUUGGUGCCGUUCGCUCUGCGACUGCUCAUCGCGGAGAUGCCGGCGCACGCGGGACAACCGGAGAAAGCUCUACCGAGCCUUUAUGCCGUCUUGGCUGUAGUACAACAGAUGUUGGUGAACCUGAACGCCGGUAAAACGGAGGACGGCACGGCCACCCUGCCGUCGGAGCAGGACCGCGCCGAGUCCAUCCGGUUGUGGAGCGGCCGCGAAACGCGAGUGCAGCACUCUAUAGUCAACUGCGCUAUCGCUUUGAAGGACUACCGUCUCGCCAGUAAGAUAAUCUCCGGUCUCCAAGAACGAGCGUCGAGCCCGGCGCAGCGGCGAGCGCUGGCGAGUGCGUUAUGUCGGCUGUGGCUACUCGGCGGACACUGUCGGGCCGCCGCCAAGCACUUACAAGAGGCUAGAGACCUGAGGCAGCAUCUAUGUCCAACCCCCGACGUGCGAGAGUACGUGGACUUAGGCCUCCUGGAGGUCGCCCAGGGACGGUACAAGGAGGCCUACGAAAACUUCAUCAAGGCCAACGACCAGGAACCCACUAAUAUCAUGGUGGCGAACAACCUCUCGGUGUGUCUCCUCUACAUGGGUCGCCUCAAGGAAGCGAUCUCCGUGCUCCAGAGCGCGAUCAACUCCGCCCCGGAGCGCGGCCUCAGCGAACACCUGCUCCUCAACCUGUGCACCCUGUAUGAGCUGGAAUCUUCCAAAAAUAUGGACAAAAAACUCAAUCUACUCAGAAUGCUAUGUAAAUAUAAGAGCGAUACUAUUCCCAAUGUUAUGGAGUGCUUGAAACUUAGUUAAGACAUACAUAUACGUCGUGGUAAAAAACGUCAUUAUUAUCAUUAUGAAUAUGCCUUUUGAAUCCCAAGCUAGCAGAGUAGGUAUACAGUGUGGAAAGAUAAGUCGGGCCCUGGAGGGAAACUACCUUAAAUCCUUAAGCUGGCUCAUUUUACUUAAACGAGACAUUCCUUCAUUUUUAAAAAGGAACAAAACUGCAUUCAAAAUUUUUUCUUGUGUUUCUUCCAUUUGGCUUGUCUAAAAAAAUCUUGAGUACUAAAUAUUCGAUUUUAUGGAUAUUUUGUAUGACAGACGAGUGUAAGACCUAAUGUUUCUUGGAGAAACGUUAUCAUUAACAUUAACGGUAUCGACUAGUAGAAUAAAAUUGCGAGUGUUUAGUCGAAUUUUUAGUCGGUUCGAGUCCCGGGCGAGGCAAGCAAGUUUUAGAAAAUCUUUGAAUGCAGUUUUGUUUCUUUUUAAAAAUAAAGGAAUGCUAUUGUAUAAGCUAGCAAUAUCUGUUGUUUGGCCGAUUUUAGAAUUGAUCAUGAAAAAGUCAAACCUAACCAUAUAAUCUGGCCACCAUAUAAGAUAUGCGAGAUUAUACUGCAAAACGCAAUUCAAGACCAAAAAAAGUAAGACAAUGUUGCCACUUUUUACUAGCGCGUCUUGUAUUUAUGUAAAAAUAAGUAAAUUAAAGUACUUUUUUAAAUCGUAGGAGUAAAAUUACUAAUAAAUAAAUUAUCUUAGCGUGAUUAUUUAUCAAAAGGAAUUUACUAUUUUACAAACAAAUUAAUGCAGUGGCAACAUUGUAUUACUUUUUUGGUCUUGAAUUACGUUUUGCAGUUUAGGCUGAAAUACAUUUGAUAAAAUGUAGUCAGUUUUUAAUAUUGUGCUAACUCAUAUGUUAUUUUACGUAGGUAGUUAUAAUUGUUAGAUAAUUAUUUACACUGUAUUACUGUGUAAAUAGCUUAACUUAUGUAAUUCAAGUUAUAUUCCAAAAUAUUCUGUAAAUAUAUCAAAUAUUUCAAAUUUUUUUUUAUUGUUUAACAGUAGGUACAAUUUUUACAUAAAAAAAAUGUCUGGCGGAACCCAAACUAGGCUGAGCCUUUAUCAUGGGGCCCUGGAAAGUAAAAUAUAAAACGAUGUAUCCAAACUCCAGUUUUAUUUAAAUAGAUACCCUAUCCAUAGAGUAAAUAUUAUAUAGGAGCUCUAAAAUGAAACUAUUUAGGUCAAUAAAGGA
Cydia fagiglandana is the source of this 3063-nucleotide messenger RNA. RefSeq names its product trafficking protein particle complex subunit 12. Lineage: Eukaryota; Metazoa; Arthropoda; Insecta; Lepidoptera; Tortricidae. Gene Ontology annotation, cellular component: TRAPP complex; Golgi apparatus. The coding region runs from base 126 to 1847 and encodes 573 amino acids. The record is from RefSeq and is a predicted model, not a curated record. Gene Ontology annotation, molecular function: protein binding. The transcript has 11 exons.